This is a messenger RNA of Penicillium nucicola, 1152 nucleotides long. RefSeq names its product mandelate racemase/muconate lactonizing enzyme family protein. Bases 1 to 1152 code for a protein of 383 amino acids. The record is from RefSeq and is a predicted model, not a curated record. Gene Ontology annotation, biological process: amino acid catabolic process; D-galactonate catabolic process. The transcript is spliced from 3 exons. NCBI's taxonomy places the organism in Eukaryota, Fungi, Ascomycota, Eurotiomycetes, Eurotiales, Aspergillaceae. Gene Ontology annotation, molecular function: galactonate dehydratase activity.
AUGGUUCAAAUCAGGUCAAUCGAGUACUUCCGGGUGAAACCUCGCUGGUUGUUCGUCAAAAUCACCGACGAAGAAGGCCACUUUGGUUGGGGAGAGGGCACUCUAGAGGGUCAUUCACUGGCUGUUGAGGGUGCUUUGAACGAGAUUAUCCCGCGCAUUGUAGGAUAUGAAGCUGAUGACAUCGAGCACAUCUGGCAGACUGUAUGGCGAUUAGGAUUCUACCGCGGUGGACCCGUUUUCAUGUCUGCGUUGGCUGGGAUUGACAUUGCGCUCUGGGAUCUCAAGGGCAAGAAAUUGGGUGUCCCGGUGCAUCAGCUGCUGGGGGGCAAGGUGCGCCAGAAGGCUCAGGUAUAUGCCUGGAUUGGAGGUGACCGACCGAGCGAGGUGGAAGCCGCAGCCAAAGCACGUAUCGCUCAAGGCCUUAAAUGUAUCAAGAUGAACGCCACAGAAGACGUCAACUGGCUUGACUCCCCUGCCGUGUUGCAGUCAUGCGUGGACCGAUUGAAGCAGGUCAAGGCCUUGGGACUCGAUGCAGGCCUGGAUUUCCAUGGUCGCUUGCACCGGCCGAUGGCAAAGCAGCUAGCCAAGGCAUUGGAGCCUUACCAGCCGCUUUUCAUUGAGGAGCCCCUACUAUGCGAGCAUCCCGAGGCACUCAAACAGCUCUCCCAACACACCACCAUACCCAUUGCCUUUGGUGAGCGCCUAUACACCCGCUGGGAUGUGAAGCGGUUCUUGGAGGACUCAUCGGUAGACGUUUUGCAACCUGAUAUUGCCCAUGCUGGAGGGAUUUCCGAAACCAUGCGAAUCGCACACAUGGCUGAAGCCUACGAUGUGGCCAUUGCUCCACACUGUCCUCUCGGUCCCAUUGCUCUGGCUGCCUCACUUCAAGUCGCCGUCUCAAUCCCCAACUUUGUCAUCCAAGAGAUGUCAUUAGGCAUGCACUAUAACGUUGAAGCCGGGGACAUUGACCUGAAUAGCUAUUUGGUGGAUAAGACAGUGUUCGAUAUCAAAGAGGGCUAUGUAGAUGCACCUUGCAAGCCCGGCCUGGGGAUUGAAAUUGACGAGGAGCUUGUCCGGAAGAUCAGCCAGGAGACAGAGCCGUGGCAGCCUAAGGAGUUUUAUGGACCAGAUGGCUCCAUUCGGGAGUGGUGA